Messenger RNA from Podospora bellae-mahoneyi, 1002 nucleotides. RefSeq lists its product as uncharacterized. Lineage: Eukaryota; Fungi; Ascomycota; Sordariomycetes; Sordariales; Podosporaceae. The coding region runs from base 1 to 1002 and encodes 333 amino acids. The record is from RefSeq and is a predicted model, not a curated record. The transcript has a single exon.
AUGGCACGCCUUUCCUUUCUUCUGCCCCUUUUGGGCCUGCUCACAGUUCCUGCAGCAGCUGUUCUUACCAUCUCGGCCGCUCUCAACGUAAUCGAAUACGUCCCUCUCCUUACCACCUCCGAAGAUUACUACAACUCCUCCGCAAUUUUCGUCAACGGCGGAGUCGCGCCCCUCGUCCGCAACAGCUCUAUCGACCUCGGCGCCAACGCCGAAACCCAAGCCCUCCGCAAUUACGCAAAUAACACCUCCCUCCGGAUCAUAUGGAACAUUGCCGAGGUCCCCUACCGCCUGGUAGCCAACCGCGCAGCCGGUAUUUCCUCUCUUUCCGAUCUCAAAGGGAAGCGAGUUGGCACUAUCAACGGCACCUCGGCGGGUUACUUUGUCGAGCAGCUCCUCAAAACAGUCGGUCUCGAAUACGGGGAUUACCAAACCAUCGCCGGCAACAUCUGCCACGAGGCACCCUGCGGAAACAAGACCUUCCCUGACAUGCUGGCAAGAGGAGAAGUUGACGCGUUUGGCAUCUGGGAACCCACCCUCCAAUUGGGCAUCGACGCGCUCCCCACGGGGCAGACGGUGGUGUUCCAGGACAGAAAGGUGUACCGCGAGAUUUACAACUUGCACUCUACCAAAGAGAAGCUGGCGGACAAGAAGAAAAGGAAAGAAAUUGUGGUGUUCUUGAAGAAUCUGAUCAAGGCGCAGAGUGUGUUUGAGGAGGAGCCGGAGAAGGUCUAUGCGAGGGUCUCGGCCGCGGUGAAUGUGAGGGUGCCGUUGUUGGAGAAGGUUUGGCGGGUUCAUGAUUGGAGUGGGGGGAUCCCGGAAGACCUGGUGGAUGUGCUGGGGGAGGAGGAGAAGUACGUUGCCAGGGUGGAUAACAGGGCCGCGAGCAGUAGGGAGCAUGUGGCCAAGAUGGUGGAUGGGAGUGUGCUUGUGGAGGCGUUGGCGCUGUUGAAGAAGGAGGAGCGGCGUGGAGAGGGACAUGGGAAGGAACGUGGGCGGGAUUGA